Messenger RNA from Labrus bergylta (ballan wrasse), 1152 nucleotides. Lineage: Eukaryota; Metazoa; Chordata; Actinopteri; Labriformes; Labridae. The record is from RefSeq and is a predicted model, not a curated record.
CCUCGCUCCAAAGGUCCUCCUGCCUGUAAACAAGGAGGUCAGACGAGACACAGGAGCGACCAGCGAUGGGAGCGCAGGAGGAGGACGCUGCUCCUCCGGUCAGUAAGAAACAUCAGAAAACAUCCAAAGAAGUUUAUUUCUCCGUCCUGCCCGAUCGAUAUGAACCUCUGAUCGAAGAGGAGGAGGAGGAGGAGGAGGAGGAGGAGACAGCAGAGGAGAGGAGGAGGAGGAAGGAGGAGAAGAAGAGGAAGAAGAAGAAGAAGUACAAGAAGUACAGGAAGAACGUGGGGAAGGCGCUGCGGUUCAGCUGGCGAUGUCUGAUGCUCGGUCUGCAGAACAUGGCCUCCACUUAUUCCACGCCGCUCUCAGCCGUGUCGGUGAUGACCGAGGUUCAGCGAUCCGCCAGCAGCAAAGCCUGAUGGGACAUGGAGAGGUCAUAUGACAGGCCGUUGAAGCUCACGAGGCCAGGGAUGUGGACUACGAGCAGGGAUGCAAAGACAUUACCGUUUUAUUUGUAUUCUAAUAAACGGAAGGACGAGGACAGAAUGAAUGAAAGCGUUUUAUAAAGUUUAUAUCAUCUGUACUUUAAAAAGAUUUCUACUUUUGUUUCUUACUUAUUAAAAAGUCCUCGUCCUCUAUUCUGAUAAACUUUCAGUGUUAGACGUUCGAUUCUCUCUGACGAGAUCACCUUGAGUUUGUUUUAUGUCAUCAUAAUCUGUACUUUAACUUUUUGUAAACAGUCACAUGUUAGCCUCCUUUAUAUUCUUUAAUAUCUUAUAAUGUGUAGAAUAAACUUCAGUUUAAAGUAGACCUGCUGAUUCAUAUUUUUAAAGCGUUACGAAUCACGAUGUCUGAACUAACGAGGGGAAGUUUCAGGUCAUGAGGUACCUGUAUGUUGGAGUGAUCCCAGGUUAACAUACUCAGUGCACUCAUGCUGGAAGGUAAUCAAGAAGAAAAACACAGUUACAGCAACAUACAUGCUUUCAUAUUAAACAAUAAAAGUGUUUGAAGGCUUCUACUUCAUCCUCUUUUCACGAGAAAUACUUUCUUCCCAUUUUAUCUCACGUUGUGCUGCGUUAUGAAAGUUUGUGGAGACUUUUUCUCUCUAAAAAGUGACUUUGCUCUUUAUUUUUAAUAAAAGCUUCAUUCAGA